This is a messenger RNA of Panicum virgatum (switchgrass), 444 nucleotides long. RefSeq names its product NADH-ubiquinone oxidoreductase chain 3-like. NCBI's taxonomy places the organism in Eukaryota, Viridiplantae, Streptophyta, Magnoliopsida, Poales, Poaceae. The transcript is spliced from 2 exons. The record is from RefSeq and is a predicted model, not a curated record. Gene Ontology annotation, cellular component: NADH dehydrogenase complex. Bases 1 to 429 code for a protein of 142 amino acids. Gene Ontology annotation, molecular function: NADH dehydrogenase (ubiquinone) activity.
AUGGGGCAAAGGAUCAAGCGCUUUUACUUUGCUUUGUCCCCCGGGAUCCACCACAGGAUUGGAGCGAGAUGCAACUUUGCACCUAUUUUUAUCUAUUUAGUGAUCAGUCCGCUAGUUUCUUUGAUUCCACUCGGUGUUCCUUUUCCAUUUGCUUCCAAUAGUUCGACCUAUCCAGAAAAAUUGUCGGCCUACGAAUGUGGUUUCGAUCCCUCCGGUGAUGCCAGAAGUCGUUUCGAUAUACGAUUUUAUCCGGUUCCUAUUUUAUUUAUUAUCCCUGAUCCGGAAGUCACCUUUUCUUUUCCUUGGGCAGUACCUCCUAACAAGAUUGAUCUGUUUGGAUCUUGGUCCAUGAUGGCCUUUUUAUUGAUUUUGACGAUUGGAUCUCUCUAUGAAUGGAAAAGGGGUGCUUCGAUCGGGAGUAACCACUAGUGAAAGGGCUAAGGG